Molecule: messenger RNA, 2581 nt
Organism: Klebsormidium nitens
Lineage: Eukaryota; Viridiplantae; Streptophyta; Klebsormidiophyceae; Klebsormidiales; Klebsormidiaceae
Source: the annotation of a GenBank genome assembly
GUGGAAGCCAGGAAGGUGGAACUUCAAGCCCAGAAUCAGUGGCGGCUGCGUGAAUUGAGUUCCACCUCCUGUGAGCGCAUUAGGCAUAGCCAUUGGAACUUGGAAGACUCUGUGCUGCUCACUCUGGCUCCGUCCUGCACAAAGCUGUAUCUUCACCAGGAUCUGUGCAAGCGUUUUCGCCUACACUAGUCGGAAGCGAUCGUGAGCAGAGAACGAAGAUCAUCUGUGAUGAUGAUCUAUUCUCAUGACACAACAUUGUAGUUGCAUAGUCACUUGCGUCCCAGCUCCUCUUCAAUAUUGCAACUCUUCAUUCUGGUCAUGUUUGCUCCUCCAUUUCACUUUCACUGGCGCCUCGUCUACGUCGUCCUCAGUGCAUUCGUCAUAUGCGCAAGCACAGCUCAUGAGUGCUUCUCAGAGGAGCUUCUGGUGCGGCCCCUGCCAGGCGGAAAGGUGCUUAUUCACUUCCACUUUGUGAGUCAGCUGGGAAGUGGUGCAAAUCGCCACCACAAGCUCUUCUCAAAGGCGGUGGAUCAAUUGGUUCGAAAGUUCUCCCUUCAGGAGCUAGAGCUUAGCUUCACCCAGGGUCGGUGGGACUAUACAAGAUGGGGGGCUGCAGAGGGGAUUGCCCCCCUCGCUGCCAAACCCCCUGGAGUAGAGCUGUGGUCGCGGUUGAGCGCUGAGUCUGAAGCGGAGGCCGAUGCCACCUGGCGGAAUCUGACGCACGCCCUGUCCGGCAUUUUCUGCGCGUCUGUCAAGGCGCUCGCCGACCCCGCCACAAAAGUUGUUCCCAUUUUAUCCUUCCAAAAAAAAGGCGCAGACUGGCGAACCCAUUUGCUCGCCGCAGCAACGAGAGCUCCCUCUGAAGGAGAGAAAGGCGAUGCUGAGAACGAGUGUGGGGGGACGGCUGCUGGAAGAACCUUGGAAACCUGUUCGCUUGGGGCGGGGAACAAAGAGGGCAUCCGGUUGGGGCACACGAGAUACGGAGCGCUUCCUCGCGAGGCAGUCUGCACCGAGAAUUUGACGCCCUGGCUGAAGCUUCUGCCGUGCCGAGAUAAAGCGGGGCUGGCGACGCUUCUGGAGCGCCGCAGAGUGUACGGGGGCAGCUACCACGCGCUCCAAGUGCACAUAUGGGCGGGGGGCGCACCGGCUGCUGACGUCAGGACGGCGUCAGCGUCCGGAAGCUGUCUGGAACCCGCGACCGGAGCGGGCCGAGAGUGGAGCGGCGACAGAGGAUGUGAAGGAGCUUCGUCGGGUGACGUCGGCGGAAGGGGGGAUGAUGUCAGCGCCAGAGCUCGCGGAGGAAUUGUGCUGGAGCAGACGCUGACGCUCGUGCUGGACGUUGGAGAGGGGGUGGGCAUCCCAAACGAGAACCCUGCUGGGGGUGUGGGGCAUAUGGCGAGCAAGCAGGCGGUUUCUCUGGCUGACGUGUUUGGGAGGGAGUUGACUGGGAGCUGUCCCUUGGCUGACGUCAGCCGGAUCUACACAGAAGGCCGGCGAGUCGACUACUUUGGAGAGGGGUUUAGCGGAGCGUCGGUGAACCCGCAGCCAAAGUGGGUUUGGUCGGCGGAGGGCAGGUCGAAAACCCUGCUUGAAUACGACUUGAAACGGGCCACUCUGGGGCAGCCCUUGAACGUUUCGCUUCCCUACGACGGGGCAAAUCAACCAGCGGCCGAACGAGCGCCGUUCGAGGUAUCACGGUUUGUGACGGGGCACGGACUGGAACGGGGGGGCAUUCGCUUAGAGUUGACCAGGCUUGCGGGGGGGGAGGGAAAAACGGUGGUCCGUUAUUUCCAGCUUUUACCGUGGUUCAUCCGGGUUUACUUCCAUACGCUAAGGCUGGAGAUGGAUGGACGCCACGUGGCGCUCUCUGAUUGGACGGAGAGGGCGAGCCUGGUGCCGGCAAAGGAUCGGGAGCGGCAGGCAGUGAUGGAACUGGAGCUGCGAAUACCUGCUGACGUGAAACGGGUGGUGCUGUCGAUGGAGUUCGACAAGGGCUACCUGCGGAUCGAGGAGCAUCCCCCAGAUGGCGACCGGGGAUUUGACCUCCCGUCCGCCAUUGUCACGUUUCCGUCCGUUUCUGGGGGGGUGGCCUAUCGGAUGUCUGACGGCGAUUCGACCGGUGGGGAUUCUCGGGGGCUGGAGGGCCGGCCGCUGCUAGCCAGAAUGCAGGCGGACCUCCCUGUUCGCGUGUACACGAGCGGCCUGCUCAUCCCGCUCGCGACUCCCGACUUCAGUAUGCCGUACAAUGUCGUCACGCUGACGUCAACCGUGAUCGCCAUGAUUUUCAGCAGCCUGUUCAAUACGCUGCUCCAGAGGGAAGCCGGGAAGCCCGCCGGUAACGCCGCCCCUGAUGAUCCAAUGGGCAGGGAUCCGAUCGGUGAAAAGCAGCGCACCAGAUCUUUGCCCAUAGCCACGUUGUGGAAAACAUUCGCCAGGUUGUGGAACAUGUGGGUCGACCUUACAGUCAACUCGUGAACAAUAGCAAGUUCCAAAGAACACUGCUCUUCUGUGGAGGUCGAUUCAAAGAGGAACUUCACUCACGAUUCACAGUUGGAACCAAGCAAUGCAUACAUCAUUGCAU